AUGAAGGAUUGCGACUAUCCCGAGGCAGGUCUAUCGGAUCCUGUAUCAGUGGAUGAAGAAGACGCUGCUUUUGCCGGCACGUCUAAUGCUGACGGCAUACUUGGUUUGAUGCCAAUCGCCCCCACUCCCCGACGCGCACAAGGCUCACAUCGGCGAACGAGUGAGAAACCCGCGGUCCCAGCAACUGUCUCUCAUCAGCAUCAGCAGACUCAGCAGCCUCCGCGGCCUCAACAGACUGUGUCUCAGCAGACUCAGCAGUCUCAGCGGUCUCAGCAGUCUCAGCGGUCUCAGCAGACUCAGCCGCCUCAGCCUACUCAACAGACUAAGCAGCCUAUGCGGCAGACUCAGCAGCCUGCGCAGGUUCAGCCUCCCGAUUUACGAGGCGAGAAGAAAGCGCCUCGUCUCCAACUGUCUGAUGACGAGGAAGAUUAA
This is a messenger RNA of Fulvia fulva, 432 nucleotides long. RefSeq lists its product as uncharacterized. Bases 1 to 432 code for a protein of 143 amino acids. The transcript is spliced from 2 exons. Lineage: Eukaryota; Fungi; Ascomycota; Dothideomycetes; Mycosphaerellales; Mycosphaerellaceae. The record is from RefSeq and is a predicted model, not a curated record.